UGUCCAAUGGUGCUUAUGUCGUCCGGCACAAGUGACGUAAUUUGUAUGCGCCCGGCGGGAUAAAAUUCACGAAGCAAUGGCGAGUGGAAAAAAGAGUGCGCUACUUUCCUCUUUAGCAGAUUAUGGAGACGAUUCGGAUCCUGACUCAGACCCCGAACCAGAAGAGACAGAGGUGCCCGAAGAAGAAGAAGAAGAAGAAGGAGGAGGAGGAGGAGGAGGCGGUGGAUUGGUGUUCGGCUACGGUGAGGAUGACCUGAAUCGAACUGAGAGUGUCAUUGACAAGGCAUCUGAAAAUGAAGACAGCCGAGAGAGUAAUUCGGAAAUGACGAAUGACGAAUCUGACGAGGGGAGGGACGCAGAUGAUGUUGAGGUCUCAGAAGUAGAAACAAAGGACCCAAAUGAGCUUGUCGCUCUCUUCUCAGAGAAGGUGAGAAACAUGUCACCUGAUGAAAUCAGAAUUCCACCUGAGCCCCCAGGACGCUGCUCCAGCCAAUUACAGGAGAAGAUCCAUAAGUUGUAUGAAAGGAAGCUCCAUGGCGAUUUCGACACCAACAGUCACAUCCAGAAGAAGAAAGAAUUUAGAAACCCAAGUAUUUACGAGAAGCUCAUUCAGUUCUGCAGUAUAGACGAAUUGGGAACCAACUAUCCAAAUGAUAUGUUUGAUCCACACGGCUGGUCAGAAGACUCCUACUAUGAAGCACUUGCCAAAGCCCAGAAAGUGGAGAUGGACAAGCUGGAAAAAGCCAAAAAGGAGCGGACAAAGAUUGAGUUUGUCACGGGUACGAAGAAAGGCGCCAACUCAUCCAACACGGCAGCUUCCACCACCAAUAGCAGCACCACCACGACAGCCACAGACACCCAGAAGAGGAAGAGCAAGUGGGACUCUGCCAUCCCUGUGACCCUGGCCCAGCCCACUCUCAUCACCACCACGUCAGCCACACUGCCGGCCGUUGUCUCCGUGACAACCACUGCCAGCGGCACCAAGACCACCGUCAUUUCUGCAGUGGGCACCAUAGUAAAGAAAGCCAAACAGUGAACCUGCUGGUUCCUGCAGGUGAUAGGAUGCGGCCCAAAUUGUCCUACGCUCAUCACACAUGUCAUCGCAUAGCACAAGACAGCUCAAAUGCCCACAGUACACAAGGACUAUUUAAUAGACUUGACUUCCUUCUAUCUCUGGGACUGUAAACUGUAUUUCAUCAUUCGUCUGGAUGAAGUGCUUGUCUGUGUGACAUCCUUUGGUUUCAGCAUGCCGGUAAAAGUUUCAUGGAGAAACAUAUGGAAAUGAGAAAUGCAUGUCUUCUGUCCGCAGUGCUGAUGCAGAGGUGACAGUCUUUUCUCCUGCUUAUUGACUCAUUUUGAGGUAAAACAUUUUUACAUUUGUAUAUAUAAUAAUGCUGAUUAGGUGAAUAAAUUUCUCUGUUGCCUUUUCA
This is a messenger RNA of Doryrhamphus excisus (bluestripe pipefish), 1430 nucleotides long. It is a transcript of the gene sap30bp, whose product is annotated as SAP30 binding protein. Gene Ontology annotation, biological process: regulation of DNA-templated transcription. Gene Ontology annotation, cellular component: nucleus. The record is from RefSeq and is a predicted model, not a curated record. Lineage: Eukaryota; Metazoa; Chordata; Actinopteri; Syngnathiformes; Syngnathidae.